Bombyx mandarina (wild silkworm) is the source of this 1698-nucleotide messenger RNA. RefSeq lists its product as uncharacterized. NCBI's taxonomy places the organism in Eukaryota, Metazoa, Arthropoda, Insecta, Lepidoptera, Bombycidae. The record is from RefSeq and is a predicted model, not a curated record.
AUGGCAAAACGGAAGAUCGACUUGUUUAUCGAAAUAAAAAACGAAAAGGAGUUUAAAAACAUAUUAAGGACGAAUUCAGAAGCCCUUAUCUGUGCCGAAGUGUAUAGCCAAUUCGUAGGCGCUUGUACUGCACUCGAUAGACUUUUCACGAUCAUCAAGUACGAUUGGAGCAAUGGGAAAAUUAUUCUGCUGAAGGUGCCGUCGGAUGAAGUGGAUUCAUUACGGAGAUUCCGCGAUCAAAGCGAACCAGUGUACUUGUUUAUUUUUAAACAAAAAGUUACAAACAUAUUUCGUGGGGUGGACAGCAUCAAAUUCGCAGAAGUAGCCAAACGUGAAGUGAAUAUUUACAAAAAGGAAAUAGAAGGAUACGAGAGCGAAAGACCAACGUAUGACCUGAGUGAGCCCACGCCCGACGAAAUUGUAUGGUUUAACAAAUUAUCUAUGGAAAAAGAGCUUGAGGUCGCCGCCCAGCAUGAUCGUCGAGUGGCUCGACAAGCUGCCCGGAAGCGACACCGAGCAGAACUGAUGGUGCCACAUCUAGAGAGAAUAAACUUUGUCUUGUUCUGGCCACACUGCAAGCACGCCCAUCCAGAGUUGUACGAGCAAUGGGAUCUAAACGGCAUAAUAAUGAUUGGCCGAGAAGAACUUAAUCUGACGAAGGAGAAAGCGGAAGAUAUACUCUAUGAAGGAGACGCGCCGAUCAAUGAGGCGUCAAUGCAGAUGCUUGUAUCAGGCACAGCUCUGGCUAUUUGCUUUCGAUUAUUGGACACCGAUAAGCAUUUUGUUUCUUUGGUUCGUAAAAUUUUAUAUGAAGAUAUCCAACAGUAUGACGAUGAUUCUUCAGCUAAAUCAUUCGGAACUGCUUUUGAUCACUACAAGAGUUACAGCCAGACUAAAGAGAAAAUUCUUCUGAAGCGGCACGAGGAGAAGGUCACAAGAAAGGCGGAGGAAAAAGAGAAAAAAUCUAGGAGACUAUCAGAAAUGAAGCGCCUUGCACUGCAAGCUCUUCAAGAAGCAAUCGAAGCGAAGAGGGCAAAGAGAGAGCAGAGAAAAUUAAAAUUGCUGAAAGCUGGCGAUCUGACUGCCUUGCAAAAUCUAAAAGAACAACCCAGCGAUGAUGAACUAAGUUUCGCGCAACCACAGCAGCCACAAGAAUCGUCCAGUGAUACAGACAGUCCUAGUGAGAGUAAUGAAGAAGAGUAUUUUCCUCCACCGGGCUUGGUUAUCCCAGGGUUUUAUGCUCCGCCUAACGAUAUAGCUAAGGCUAAUGGACUGGCCGUACUUUUCCCUAAGAUAGUUGUGGAAUAUGUUACACCGGAGCCGGAGUUCCUUCCGCCGCAUGUACUCGUGAUGCUGGAGGCUUGGAAACGUCACAAAGCCCUGAAAGUGCUGUCUAAAUAUGAGAACGCGGUUAUCCACGUCGGCAUAUUUGAAGCUACCACGCCAUACGACGGAGUUCAUAUUGCAUACAGCGUAAUGGAAUUCGACGCCGAUAAUACUUCUCAGAAGACGGAAAAUGUAAAGAUAGCGAUUAUGUUGUCUAUCGAGAAUGAUGUUCCUCUGCUGGAGCUAAUGGACUUGAAUCCAGUACAUGUGAGUCGCGAUCCGGUGGCAGGCGAGGAAGAAUGUUCAGCCAUGUUCCCUGUUGAUUACGCUGACAUGAAAAUCGAUUUGAAAGAUUUUCAAUUGAAUAAAUAA